GUCUGCUGGAAUCAUAGGUCGCCUUGUAGCUUCGGCGGUCUUAGUUGCUGCCAUUGCCGCCGGCGCUUGCAACUGGCGCGACGACUUCUUCGCAGGUGCCGUGGCCCACUGCUCUGGGAAAAUCAACGAGGCCAACUGGGCCCGCUUCUUGCUGGGCCUGAGCACCGAGCACUUCGCGGAUGGCCAAGCUUGGCCUUCCCAGUUGAUUCCUCUUGGCAUGCCGUGGACACCCAAGGAAGAGGGCGAAGGGUUGAAGUCGGUGUUGAAGACCAUCAGGGAUUGGUAUGCCGCUCGAGACAUCGACCUCAACUUCUCACUGCAAGGGAUGCACUGGGACGACACGGACGGCAGCUAUUUUUCCGCCGGUGGCGUUCAAAAAAUUCAUACGCUGGCCAGCGACAUGGGCCUGCAAGUCGAGCAGCGGCGCAUGGACUUCCUCCAGGAGGUCAACACCUUCAGAGAGGUGGCGGCUGUGGGCACUGCUGCAGUCGUUCUGCCGAUAAGGUCGCUAACCAUGCGGGAGAAGACCUUCCACUUCGAGAAGCAUGAGGUGAUGGCCAAGCUGAAGACGCAGCUGGAAGCCAUUCAAGAGCUGGGACAGCUCUUUGGGCCUCAGCGAAGUACGUUUUUUGAGGUGAUGCGCCGGACACGCACGGAUGGACAAGGAUCGUUGUUCCCGGUUCGUCUCCACAGGCCCGGCUGUGAGAGCGAAGAACUGGUACCGAGUGCUUGGCCAGCUCGGCUGGACACACGCUUCCGCGAACUCCAGCGACGGGGCAACGAGAUAGCAGGUGAUAGCAGCAGGCCUAUGAAGGAGAUUGAUGCCAGCGAGUACUUGCGAGAGUUGGAAACUUUCCACGCCGAGCAGGAACGGUAUGUCGAGCAGGUCAGGGAGAUCCUCAAAUCCAACCCCAGCUCAGGCGCCCCAGGCGCUCCUGGAGCUGGGGCUGGGAUCCUUGGCAGCGCUCGGCUGGAAGAUCUGCGAGGCCCUGGAGCCAUCGGUGCCGGCACGAGCAUGCCCAUGGCAGGCAUGCCAAACGCAGCUCCGUCUGGAGUUGGGCUUGGCGCCGGGUCAGGACUCCGGACUGGCCCUGCCACUGGCAUGAACCCACUGGGCGGUGGCGGUGGACCCAUGCAAUCUCAGCCCAGCCUUCCAAGCGGAUUGGGGGGUGGCUUUGGCAAAGCCCUCCCAGUCAACAGUCUUCCCAGCUUGGGCGGGGUAAACUCUGCGAGUGGUGCAGCGGGCAUCCGACCUGACAUGCGGCUGCCCAAGAUUGAGGCACCUGGACUCUCGAGUCUUGAGGAAAUGGGAAGCGUGAAGCUGAACACUGCGGUGUUGCCCGACAGUGGCACAAGCGUUUGCAGUGGAGGUGCAUCGUGCGGCGAAAAUCAGAGCCGCCAGAGUUAG
Molecule: messenger RNA, 1408 nt
Organism: Symbiodinium necroappetens
Lineage: Eukaryota; Dinophyceae; Suessiales; Symbiodiniaceae
Source: the annotation of a GenBank genome assembly